Aspergillus saccharolyticus JOP 1030-1 is the source of this 1862-nucleotide messenger RNA. RefSeq names its product arrestin C-terminal domain-containing protein. The transcript has 3 exons. Lineage: Eukaryota; Fungi; Ascomycota; Eurotiomycetes; Eurotiales; Aspergillaceae. The record is from RefSeq and is a predicted model, not a curated record. The coding region runs from base 447 to 1658 and encodes 403 amino acids. Gene Ontology annotation, cellular component: division septum. Gene Ontology annotation, biological process: division septum assembly.
UUCUCCCCUCCCCACAUCGGCGCUUGUACAACAACUCUCGCUUCUUUGGCAUUAUCGUUUCACCCCUUUCCUCCCAUAGCCGCCUCACCUUAUUUCCCGGGUUCAGUUUCUUAACAGUCUUAGAUCUGUGCGCCUUUACGCCGGAGAUUAGCAACAAUCCCAGUUCAAGCUCGCAAGCAGCAGUGUACCCGCCCUUGUCCAGCCUGCCUUGAUCCGCACUCCAACCCGAGCUAGUCCUGCAUAGCAACGAAGGACGGAACACCCCCCAUCUGCGCCCUUCAAGGACUCUUCCGGCGCAGCGCGAUCUACCAGGGACGGUCGCUGGAUUUGAUCUCUAUGCGGGGAUCAAUUUAUUUUGAGACUUCGAGGUCGCCCACCCAACGCAGCAACCCCCGAGCGCAUUCCUCCCGACCGCCGCGUGCCCAUGGUGGUGCGGGUGCAUCGCUAUGAGCAAGCCCGCCUUCGUGCGAGUGUCGGGCCCGCCAAAUGGCAAUUUCUUGAUCGGAUAUCCUGGCAUUUCUGCCACAAUGCCACGUAUUGAAGGUAAAGUCGAGAUCAGGCCCAGCACUGGCAUUUCCCUCCCUGUCAGUGUAUCCCUCGUUACAAUAUCCCUUCAUCGUCGCGAGACAAUACAUCCCUCGGCGGAUUCCGUGACCAAGAAGCACCUUGCGCCACCUAGGAAGGAGAUCACGGAUAUCGUGGGCAAGGAGAUGCUGCUUUUCCGCUGCCCUGCCGGUCGAGAGUCCGAGGAGGUCAUCUCGAUGGACCUGCCUUUUGUUCUCUUCAUUCCGUUCGGGCGGGGCGGAGCAGAUGCUUCGAGGCGCGUCCCUCCCGCCAGCCUGCAACUUCCUAGUCGCACGGCAGAGACAUACUAUGAGAUUGUGGUGGCCGUUCAACAAGGGCCCUCGGAACAGCGCAAAUACACGUUUCCCGUCCCAAUACAACGGUACGAUACUCUAUCCACGUUUGGCAUGUACAAUCGCCCCGAGUCGGCCGAGAGAGUGUCGGAUCAUCUGGUUACAUUAGGUAUAUCCUUGCCUCGGUGGUCUUACGGGCCUCUGGAUCCAGUGAGCGUCUACGUCAAACUGUCACCGAACCCGGACUGGAUUAGUAAGGCACGGAAAGUCACUAUAAAUAAGAUUACCAUUGGUAUCGAUGAGGAGAUUAUAUACAACCACGAGGGCGAUGAGCCGCAGCGCAAGGUCAAGACUUUGACCAAAAGAACAGAACCGAUUGGUGUCAAACUACCACCGUCGGGCUUUUUGACGAAUCUUGGCUUGGUCUUCCCGGCCAAAGAUAUGCGGGAUUCUGAAGGAAUACUCCCUAGGAGCAAGCCGGGCUUUCCCACAUAUGCAGUCAGCGGGUUCACCACCACGGGAAGUCUGUACAAGAUCGAGUACUAUCUGACAGUCAAGGCCCACUUGGCAUCUGCAAGAGACAUCACCAUUCGACAGCCGAUAGUUGUUUGCCCGCUAGACCAUGCAGGAUGCAAGGAGGAGAUGGAGGCUAUAGAGCAGGCCGCCCGGGACGCAGUUCAUGUGAACCCGGAUAACCCCAUGCUGCCUCUGCCCUCCAUCGUACGGCCGAACGAUCCGAACGCUCUCCGCCAUCUUGGGGUGGCUAUAGUUGGAGGCAAGCACAAGCCUUUAAUUGACUAAGGGCCCCUCGGGCUUAUCUCAAAGGAUCGACCGCUGUCGAUGUCUCUCCCGAUUCAGUACCGGUCAGAAGAUCACUCGUGCCACAGAGGUGGCCAGGAUCCUCAAGAACUUUCCUUCCAAUUCUUCUUUCUCUUCGAUUGUCGAUUCAGCAUGCCUGCAGUUUCUGCACGAAGCAUGGACACGUAUUACGAAUGCAUGGGCGAC